CCCGGAACAAAAAAAAGCCCGCCCGGAAACGAGCACGAGGUCGUGGGUCGUGGUCUGGGCCUGAGCCUUAAUUUUUUAGAAAAAACACGACAAGGAACGGCACAACAAAAGCACGCUAAAUUUAGUAAAAUUAGCUUUAAGCACAACGGCCCAGCCCGAUCCGGCACGAAAACCUGUGGGAUUGGAUCGGGCCUGGCCCUGUUUUCGACCUUCUCGGCACAGCCCGGCUCAGCACUAUAGAACGCGGCCCCGACCCGGUUAGCCCCACGCCCCGUGGGCUUAGUCCGAAGCUCGCCCGGUCCACGACCAUCUUUACCACUAAUAGUCACUUGCGUCUAUUACUUUUGACAUGGACUUUCUCGUAAGUUCCUACGUGUGAUUUGGUCAAAUCUAUACUUUAUGGGUUGAUCAUAGAUUACCUCGGGUUUUUGCGAAGAGUAAUACAGUAGGAUCCAUGAAUUUGGGUUGGCUAAAGUUACAACUUGUUAAGUCGGGGUAUAAUGAGUUUGACGUUAGAGAAUAAAAAUUUUGAGCGUUGGUAAAAAUACACUUCGGAUGCAGAUCGAGCCACUUUCAUUAGUGACUAUUGACUAGAGGUCUAGAGAAAAGGUAGGAAAUAGGCAACACUUCUUGUGUCUCUUAAUGUUUGAUCCAUUUGGCUUUUCACGUUCCAGAAUUUACUCACUAACGUACCGAAGAACCCGAAUCAAUAUAAACCUGAACCAAAAUGUAACUCUGCUAAACCAAUUCAACCCGACCCAUUCAGACCGUUUUUAUAUGAACCUGACCCGAUAUUAAUUCGACCUGAUAUAACAUGAAUUUGUUACAACCCGAUAACCCGUUUACUACUCAUCAUGUUCCAACUCAACCCGACUAUAACCCGAACCUGUUACAACCCGACCCGACCCAAUAUGAACUUGUGUCUACUAACCCAAACCUAACCAACCCGAUAUCAAAAUGAACCCGUUACAACCCAAACCCAACCCAAAACCAAUUUAUUUGUCCGAAUUGACUCAAAUAGGAAGUGUUUAAACCGAGGUAGUAUAAAAACAGCUCUAACUUCGUUUAAUCCUAACUUUUGUCUGAUUAAAGUUUAAUUCCACGUAAUCCAAAAUAUAUGUUGUUUAAGCUCAACUCAAACUGAAUUCGUGAACUCCAUUGGCGAUGGAGGAAUCAGACAAGAGGAAAGAAAGACUACGGGCAAUGAGAUUGGAAGCUACAACCGAUGUUUCAUCAUCUUUCAAUCAACAAACCCUAAAUUCAAUUUUGCCGCCUCCUCUUACAAAUCCAUUGCUUGAAAAUGAAGAUUUUAACGUCGCCGCUACAACUGCGCCACCUCGGUUCGAUUUUUACACAGAUCCUAUGGCCGCUUACUCCACUGAUAAGCGACGGUCAUUCACUCCUCGACCUCAUUCUUCACCUUCUGCUUCUUAUGGACCAAGGAACCCCGAAAUGCCUCCCCCUGGUGCUCAUCAAUUCCAAAAUAAUUAUGCACCUCAUCAGGGUGCGUAUCAAGGUGGAGAUCCCUAUCAUAGGCCCGUCAGGCCCGGCCCUAAUUCAAGUCCAAUGGGGAUCAGGAGCCCGUAUCCUCAGCAUCAAGGCCCCGCGUCAAGUCCUAUGGGGAUUAGGAGCCCGUAUCCUGUGCACCAAGGUAGUCCCAACUUGGUUGCUCCACCUGGCACGGGUCAAUGGUUUAACAAUAAUCCUAUUCCCGGUCCUCCUGGAUCGGAAUACGGGGGUGGCCCUUAUCCUCCGUAUCAAGGUAGCCCUAACUUUAGUUCUCCUCCACAAGGAAGGGGUAACUGGCCCCACAAUAGUCCCGGCACUGGCCCGGGGCGUGGAGGCGGUCUUAGUCCCGGCCCUGGCCCGGGACGUGGAGGAAGAGGGAGGGGUCAAUGGGACGGCAGCCGGAUGACGAGCCCUAGUUCCAGUUAUUCCGGUGGAAGAGGAAGGGGAAGAGGCUACGUUUAUGGUCAAGGACAAGCACGGUCUUUCUACAACAAGUCCAUGGUCGAGGAUCCUUGGGAAUCCUUGACCCCGGUUAUUUGGCAGGGUGAGAAAGAGAACGAUGUCAAGAGUUUUGGAAAUAACCGGUAUUUUCAGAAAACGCCUGGUUUUCAAAAAACUCCGAUUGCCAAAAAAGCCCGGGUUUCAAAUCCUUUUGACGCGUCUAAUUCAAAGAAAGGUAGCAGCCUUGCUGAGUACUUAGCUGAGUCUUUUGAUGAAGCUGUUGAAGAAGCAGCCACUAUACUGUAAUGCUUUAACAAUUGCUGGUUAAUGUGAUGAUAAUUUGGUAGUUUAAUUGUUAUAUUUGAUAAACAAAUACUCCCUCCUUUUCAUAAUAUGAAGUACCAGUUUUUUGAAGUUCAAAA
This is a messenger RNA of Spinacia oleracea (spinach), 2372 nucleotides long. RefSeq names its product protein SICKLE. The coding region runs from base 1165 to 2256 and encodes 363 amino acids. The record is from RefSeq and is a predicted model, not a curated record. Gene Ontology annotation, biological process: miRNA processing; mRNA splicing, via spliceosome. The transcript is spliced from 4 exons. Lineage: Eukaryota; Viridiplantae; Streptophyta; Magnoliopsida; Caryophyllales; Amaranthaceae.